AAGCCCAAAAUUUACAUGGGAACUCAUACGCAAGACAUUGAAGACUUGCUAGCCCUUCCAACAGGAAUAAAAUCAAACCCUAAACCUAAAACCUCUUUCUCUGCUGUGCCUCUUUUCCACGGUUAUACGAAGAGAGGUGGUCAUAGCCACAUAAGGAUGGAAGACGAUGAAAUAGAAGAUUUCAAUAGUGAUGCUUCUGAAUCUGAUUCAGAUUCAGAAGAAGCUGGAGAUGUGAAAUCGAGUGAACCUUCGAAGAAUUCAAUAUUCAACCGGGACGGUCUCCUUGAUAAACUAGGAGAUGUUAGCUGGCCUGAAAAUGUGGGAUGGAUACACAAGCUCACCAUUGAUAUUAAACAAGAGCAAGAGGUGGAUGUGAACGAUGACCUGGCACGAGAGCUUGCUUUCUAUACACAAGCGUUGGAGGGAACUAGGCAAGCCUUUGAGAAGCUUCAGUCGAUGGGGCUUCCUUUUCUCAGGCCUUCCGACUAUUAUGCAGAGAUGGUGAAGACAGAUUCCCACAUGGGGAAAGUGAAAAGCCGGCUUUUGUCAGAGAAGAAGAAGAUUGAGGAGGCUGAGGAGAGGAGGAAGGCUAGGGAGGCCAAGAGACUGUCUAAAGAAAUUCAGUCCCAAAAGCUGAAAGAGAGAGCUAAGCAGAAAAAGGAGGAUAUAGAGUCUGUUAAGAAGUGGAGGAAGCAGAGGCAGCAGAGUGGGUUUGCUGGGGGCGAAAAAGAUGCUGAGAUGAGUUUGCCCUUUGAAGAUGGGAAAGUAUUUGAGAGGUCAAAUAAGAAGAGACCAGGCGUGUCUCCAGGAGAUCGUUCUGGAGGGAAGGCAAGACAAGGUGUUGGAAACAAGAUGAAACAGAAGAAAAGGGAAUCCAGAAAUUCGAAGUUUGGUGCUGGAGGGAGGAAAGGCUUGAAGAAGCAGAACACAGCGGAGACCACUAAUGAUUUCAGAGGGUAUAACAAAGGCAGUAGUAGUACUGGUCCUACUGGAAAUAAGAAGAGGAAGAGGUAAUAGACAUCCUUGAUUUGUGGUUUUUUGUAGGAAAGGACUGUUUCCUGUGCAAACCGUGGUAUAAGAAUUUCUUCCAUUUUUUGGUUUUUUUUUUUUUAGUGGGGCUUGUUGUAGCCUAUUGAGCUUUAUUGCGAUUCUAAUAUAAAUGUAAAAACUUUAAGUUUGCGACC
Messenger RNA from Alnus glutinosa, 1184 nucleotides. Its product is annotated as probable rRNA-processing protein EBP2 homolog. Bases 16 to 1014 code for a protein of 332 amino acids. The transcript has 2 exons. NCBI's taxonomy places the organism in Eukaryota, Viridiplantae, Streptophyta, Magnoliopsida, Fagales, Betulaceae. Gene Ontology annotation, cellular component: nuclear periphery; nucleolus; preribosome, large subunit precursor. The record is from RefSeq and is a predicted model, not a curated record. Gene Ontology annotation, biological process: rRNA processing; ribosomal large subunit biogenesis.